This is a messenger RNA of Phytophthora infestans T30-4, 576 nucleotides long. RefSeq lists its product as uncharacterized. The transcript has 6 exons. The coding region runs from base 1 to 576 and encodes 191 amino acids. NCBI's taxonomy places the organism in Eukaryota, Oomycota, Peronosporomycetes, Peronosporales, Peronosporaceae. The record is from RefSeq and is a predicted model, not a curated record.
AUGCGGAAGAUACAGCACAAACGCUGGCGAGACGCAUUUCACAUUUUCGCACUCAGGAAGAACGAGUGGUUCAAACAGAAACGGACGCUCGAAUUGCGCAAGCUGGAAGUUGCUCGCCAGCAAAAAGAGCGGCUGAAGCUAGCUCUAGCCGGCCAAAAGGCAAAAGAAGCAGAUCAGGAAUACAAGCGACGGUGUCGGAACGAGCGGAUACGGGCUGAAGAGCAGCAGGCCAAAGAGCUUCGAGCUGAGAAACUGCGCCAACUUCGCGAGGCAGCAACCAAACAGCACUUCGAGCGCCUGAUGACUGAAAAGCAGCGACAACACGAAGCACUGAAUUUGGUUGCCGUGAUGGAGGAGGAAGAGAGAAACUUGCGACUGCGUCUUGAAGCGCUUCACUUUCAUCGCGAGUACAUGGAACAGGAGCUGUGCAGUAGCGACCUGCUUGAGCCAGUGCCUCAGUGUUCAAAAACUAUUCUUGAAGAAGACCUGCAGAUUGGCCUCACGGAAUUUGCAACCUACUUCGAAGUACAAGUUGCACAAACAGCUAUGCUUCAACUGCAACUGGAACUGAUGUGA